This is a messenger RNA of Leptonychotes weddellii (Weddell seal), 4000 nucleotides long. The record is from RefSeq and is a predicted model, not a curated record. Lineage: Eukaryota; Metazoa; Chordata; Mammalia; Carnivora; Phocidae.
CCCGAUCUCCGUGUGGCAGGCACUGGGUACCUCGACAACGUGACCCUGAUUUCAGCCCGCCCCAUCUCCGGAGCCCCAGCUCCCUGGGUCGAACAGUGCGUGUGUCCCGUUGGCUACAAGGGCCAGUUCUGCCAGGAUUGUGCUUCCGGCUACAAAAGAGAUUCUGCCAGACUGGGACCUUUUGGCACCUGUAUUCCGUGUAGCUGCCAGGGGGGAGGAGCCUGCGAUCCAGACACAGGAGACUGUUACUCAGGGGAUGAAAACCUUGACAUCGAGUGCGCCGACUGCCCCAUCGGCUUCUACAACGACCCGCACGACCCCCGCAGCUGCAAGCCGUGUCCCUGCCACAACGGGUUCAGCUGCUCUGUCAUGCCAGAGACAGAGGAGGUCGUGUGCAGUAACUGUCCCCGGGGGGUCACGGGGGCCCGCUGCGAGCUCUGUGCCGAUGGAUACUUUGGGGACCCCUUUGGGGAACGUGGCCCAGUAAGGCCUUGUCAGCCCUGUCAGUGCAACAACAAUGUGGACCCCAGUGCCUCUGGGAACUGCGACCGCCUGACGGGCAGGUGUCUGAAGUGCAUCCACAACACGGCGGGUGUCCACUGUGACCAGUGCAAAGCAGGCUACUUUGGGGACCCGUUGGCUCCCAACCCAGCGGACAAGUGUCGAGCUUGCAACUGCAACCCAGCGGGCUCAGAGCCUGGGGAAUGUAGAAAUGAUGGCAGCUGUGUUUGCAAGCCCGGAUUUGGCGGCCUCACCUGUGAGCAUGCAGCACUAACCAGCUGUCCAGCUUGCUAUAAUCAAGUGAAGAUACAGAUGGAGCAGUUUAUGCAGCAGCUGCAGAGCCUGGAGGCCCUGGUUUCCAGGGCUCAGGGUGGUGGCGGAGUGGAGCCUGACACAGAGCUGGAGGGCAGGAUGCAGCAGGCUGAGCAGGCCCUUCGGGACAUUCUGAGAGAAGCCCAGAUUUCAGAAGGUGCUAGUAAAUCUCUCAGUCUCCAGUUGGUCAAGGCAAGGAGCGAAGAGAAUAGCUACCGGAACCGCCUCAAUGACCUCAAGACGACUAUGGAAAGAAUCCGGGCCCUGGGCAGUCAGUAUCAGAACCGAGUUCAGGAUACUCACAGACUGGUCACUCAGAUGCACCUGAGCCUGGAGGAGAGCGAGGCCUCCCUGAGAAACACUAACAUUCCUUCCUCAGAGCACUACGUGGGGCCAAAUGGUUUUAAAAGCCUGGCCCAGGAGGCCACAAGAUUGGCAGACAGCCAUGUUGAGUCAGCCAGUAACAUGGAGCGGCUGGUAAGGGAAACCGAGGACUAUUCCAAACAAGCGCUAUCACUGGCACACAAGGCCCUGCAGGAAGGAGGCAGCACGGGCAGCCCGGACGGCUCCGCGGUGCAAGGGCUCAUGGGAAAGUUGGAGAAAGCCAAGUCCCUGGCCCAGCAACUGUCGGGGGAGGCCACUCAAACUGACAUUGAAGCAGAUAGGUCUUAUCAGCAUAGUCUUCGCCUUCUCAAUUCCGUGUCUCAGCUGCCAGGAGUCAAUGAUCAGUCUUUUCAGGUAGAAGUGAAGAGGAUCAAACAAAAAACUGACUCUCUCUCAAGCCAGGUGACUAGGCGUAUGGAUGAGUUCAAGCAUGUGCAAAGCAGUCUGGGAAACUGGGAAGAAGAAACCCAGCAGCUCUUACAGAAUGGAAAGAGUGGGAGACAGACAUCAGAUCAGCUACUUUCCCGUGCCAACCUUGCUAAAAGCAGAGCCCAAGAAGCACUAAGUAUGGGCAAUGCCACUUUUUAUGAAGUUGAGAACAUCCUAAAGAACCUCAGAGAGUUUGACUUGCAGGUUGAAGACAAAAAAGCAGAAGCGGAAGAGGCCAUGAAGAGACUCUCCUACAUCAGCCAGAAGGUCGCAGAUGCCAGUGACAAGACCAAGCAAGCAGAAACAGCCCUGGGCGGUGCUGCCACCGACACCCAGAGGGCCAAGACCGCAGCCAGGGAGGCCCUGGAGAUCACUGACAAGAUAGAACAGGAGAUAGGAAGUCUGAACUUGGAAGCCAAUGUGACAGCAGAUGGAGCCUUGGCCAUGGAGAAGGGACUGGCCACACUGAAGAGUGAGGUGAGGGAAGUGGAAGGAGAGCUGGCCAGGAAGGAGCAAGAGUUUGACCUGGAUAUGGACGCAGUGCAGAUGGUAAUUACAGAAGCGCAAAGAGUUGAUAACAGAGCCAAGAAUGCUGGAGCUACGAUCCAAGACACACUCAACUCAUUGGACAGCAUCCUAUACCUAAUAAGUCAGCCUGGCAGUGUGGAUGAAGAGAAGCUGAUCUUAUUGGAGCAGAAGCUCUUCCGGGCCAAGACUCAGAUCAACAGCCAGCUGAGGCCCUUGAUGUCAGAGCUGGAAGAGAGAGCACGUCGGCAGCAGGGCCACCUCCACGUGCUGGAGAUGAGCAUAGAUGGGAUUCUAGCUGACGUGAAGAACCUGGAGAACAUCAGGGACAACCUGCCUCCAGGCUGCUACAAUACCCAGGCUCUUGAGCAACAGUGAAUCUGCUCUAGAGAUUUCCCAACUGAGGUUCUUGGGAUGCAUAACUCAGGAGCCAUCUCAUGUGGUUGGGGUGGGAUGGAGACAUUUGAACAUGUUGAAUGGGCAUGCUCAGGUCCACUGAACCUGACCCCAUCCCUGAGAUCUUGGCCAGAUAAAUGUCUUGUUACACCAAUGUGAUACUACUUGGGCAAUGAGGCAGAUAGCAUUGGGUAUGAGACUGGCCAAGGGCCUGGACCCCAAAGGGUAGACUGGACGGAAGGACAAGCUGCACGGCCAGGUGUUUGCCUCAGGAGAGUCACAGACUGAGUCCUGGAGUAUGGACAGAUGCUGCUGGGCUAGAGUCAGCUUAUUUUUUGGGUAAUGUGACCAACGGAAUUUUUUUUUUUUUUUUUUUUUUUUUACUUUGCCCACCCAGAAAAUUCUUCUCAAUGUCUGAACAGAGAGUGAAGUCCAGUCACACUGUGGCCAGUAAAAUACUAUUGCCUUAUAGUGUCCAAUGCAAGCUUCUUGUUGACCAGAGUUCCUCCCACUUACCACCCAGUUUGUGAACAUGUGCUCUACUUUUAAGCUGGAAGAAGUGAACAGUGGUGGAGUGAGAGGCUGUAAGGCUGGUCCAUUUGGAGCAAUGGUGCCUGCUUGGGUCCUGCCACCUUUGAGUUCUGGGGCCUGGAAGUGACAUCCUUUCUCCGGUGAUGCCACGACUAGUUAGAGACUACAUUUUUAUUAAAGCAUUUCCGACCAGCAAAACAAACUUUGGGAAGGUAUUUACUUUUGGGUUUCAAAGUGAUAGAAAAAUAUAGCUUGAGCAUUGAAAGAAGUACAAUUAUCUAGAAGAUUUAUUAGUCCUUAUUCGAUCCCACUUUUCAAAUGCUAAAAAUUGUAUGUGUCUUUGUGUUUUAUUUUCUCACUCUCUCUGCCUAUAGCAGAGAAUGUUCCUACUCACACUGGAGCCGGGUAGACUCCAUCCUUCCAUCCAUCCAUCCAUCCAUCCAUCCAUCCUUACAACAUAUAUUUAUUGAGUCCCUGCUGUGUGUCAGGGGCUGGGGUACGGUGGUGACAUAGUCUCUGCCCUCACAGAGUUGAUUGUCUAGUAAGGAAGACAAACAUUAAAAAAAUAAAUUUAAAGGUACAACUCUUGUUCAUCACAAGUGGUUUUUAUUGCAAUAACCCCCUGGUUUGCAACCUCAUUUCUCAACAGAACAUAUGUUGUAAGACACUCCCAGGGGGGCACUUGGGUUUUGGCAAAGCCGGGAUGGCUCUGGGUUGUGCACACUUCUUUGCAUUCUAGCUGUCACUCCUCCCCUUUCCACACCUGAUUGCAACAGACUGUUGAGUCAUGAUUACACCAGUGGGAAUUGCUGGAAAGACCAGAGAUGAUUCCAUCUCGUCUUGGAAGAUGUUGGUGCAGGCUCGCCUUUGUACUUCCUUGGCUUUUCAUGGAUGUGUUUUUGAAUAAAGAAUAAUUCUUAGA